Dimorphilus gyrociliatus is the source of this 2391-nucleotide messenger RNA. The record is from the annotation of a GenBank genome assembly. Lineage: Eukaryota; Metazoa; Annelida; Polychaeta; Dinophilidae.
AGAGCAUAUCUCACUGACAGAUUCACCUAACUAGAGCCAGCAGCUACUGUUUGUAUCAAAAAACUAAUAAAGCAUCAUGGGUGGUUCCGUUUCUAUUGGACAAACUGGCAGACCGACGGUAUUUCCAAAGGAAGACUUUGAUCCUGCAUCGUCAGCAGAGAAAGUAAAGAACGCUAUUGAUGGAUUUGGUACUGACGAAAGUGCAUUGAUAAAAGUGUUUGCAAGCCAUUCCAAUUUGCAAAGACAAGAGAUAGCCUCUGUUUUUAAGCAGAGUUACGGUAAAGAUUUGCAAGAAGAACUGAAGGAUGAGUGUGGAGGUGAUUUUGAGGAUGUUUUGAUUGCCCUUACCACUCCAUCUCGGCUGUAUGAGGCACGAUUGUUGCGAAAUGCUAUGAAAGGAGCCGGCACAGACGAAAAGGUUCUUAUUGAAGUUCUUGCGACAAAAGCUAAUAUAGAAAUGAAAGAGUUGAAAGCAAUCUAUGAGGAAGAAUACAAAGAGGAUGACAGAAAAUUGGAAGUUGAUGUUGAAAAUGAGACGUCUGGAGAUUUUAAAUGUUUACUCUUAUCACUUUUAAACGCUGAUAGAGAAGAAAUUCCAGCAGAUGAAGAUGUCGCUACUGAAGAUGCAACUAGACUACACGAGGCCGGCGAAGCUAGAUUUGGAACGGAUGAAUCUGAGUUUAAUAGAAUAUUGUGCCUUAGAAGUUAUGACCAUUUGCAACUCGUUUUAUCUAAAUAUGAAGAAAUGUUUGGCGAAAGCCUGGAGGAUGUGGUUAACAAUGAAACUUCCGGAUCAAUUCAGGACGGUUACUUGACCAUUCGUUAGUAAAAUACACUUUGAGAGAAAAUCGAUAGCAAUAAUAUUAUUGAGAUUAGUAGCAAUAGCAAUAAUUUUUAUUCUUUAUGAAAACAACAGUUAAAUUUGUGCGAGAUUCCAAGGCCUACUACGCUGAACUUUUGUACAAAUCGAUGAAGGGUAUCGGGACUGACGAUGAUCAGCUCAUAAGGACUAUUGUAACAAGAUCCGAGAUUGAUUUGGCUGAUAUCCAAGACAAAUUCGGGGAGCUGUACGAACAAAGUUUGCAGGACUUCGUUAAGGACGAUCUUGGUGGAAAUUACGAAAAGAUUAUCCUAUGCUUGCUUAACCCUAGUACUGCCUAGGUACGUGCCUUAUUUUGCUUGAUUUACAUGAUUUUAAUGUAAUGUAGUGUAGUAGCCAAUGUACACGCAGUGUUUUGAUAUUCUUGCUAUUAAUAAAAAAGCUUUGUCGCAUUUCUUAGUUCUAUUUUUUAAUAACGUUUCGUGUUAUUAAUAUACGCUCUCUUCAUGCAGAUGCAGAAAAUCUAAGUAACAUCUGUAUAUCUAACUUGAUAGCUCUCUAUAGCAUGUAUACUUUCAAUCUAGAUCUCUUAGUAAUCCAGAUAUCAGCAUCUAAUAGCAGGAAGAUUCAGCUUCCUUAAAUCCAAAGUGCUGUAUGCCAUACUCAAAUCCUCCAUGAAAAGUGCAGUCUGUAUUUAACAAAAAUAUUUCCAUACGAUUUAUGUUAAAAAAGGAUGAAAUCAGUACAGAGUAAUAAAUUUGCAUAUGAAUAAUGGGAACUUAUAUUACAUACAAAGGACAGAAAAAUUCUGUCCACUAUUUAUAUUAUGUAAACAAUUAAUGUUCUCCUAAAAGUAUGUAUUAUCGUUACACAGAAUAAUAUUCGUGUCAUUGAUUUUUUUGAGUUUCAUUCUAACCUGUCUGGUUUACUCAAUAAGCCUAAAAUCUUCGACACUGUCUCAAUCUGAAAAGCGACAAACAUCUUGAAGAGAAGCAACUGACUUAAUAAACUAUCUCAUCCAAAAAUUACAUUUUAGACCAUUAUCUGAGAAAUUUGAAAGAAUGAAACAUAAGAAUAAUUCGAUUUUUCUUGAUACAGUAAAUUAUUAGAUCUUCAAGUAUCUGGCACGUUCCCAAAUAACUUUUUAAUGUUGUUGAAGAUUGGGUUUCCUUCGUACAAUACUAUACCCGGUUGUGAAUGCCAAUUACAGCAAAGUUUUUUGCCUUACAUGAACAUUUAAUGUAAGCGGCUAGUUCGAAUAUAAUGAAACCCACUUAUCCAUUUAAUUCUAGAAUUAUUCAAAUCGUCAUUUUCAAAUUCUGUUCUACUACUGUUUGAAAUUUUCUUUACUUUUGAAAGCUUAUUCAAGAAUUUACAUCUAAAAGAGAAUUUAUAUUAAAAAUUGUACUUCUUUUACCAAGUAAAUGGAAGCUUCAUAAGAAAAAUUAUUUGUAGCUUUGCACAAUAAUGCGUCGAUUACCAUGUCUGAAAAGGAACGUUAAUUUCAUAUUUUCUACAUUUAGGCCAUAAUAGCUCUGGUGUCAGUAUUUCAGAAAUUUGCUUUCUUUUUC